Molecule: messenger RNA, 948 nt
Organism: Anarrhichthys ocellatus (wolf-eel)
Lineage: Eukaryota; Metazoa; Chordata; Actinopteri; Perciformes; Anarhichadidae
Product: olfactory receptor 6N1-like
Exons: 1
Coding region: 1-948 (315 amino acids)
Biological process (GO): detection of chemical stimulus involved in sensory perception of smell; G protein-coupled receptor signaling pathway
Cellular component (GO): membrane
Molecular function (GO): G protein-coupled receptor activity; olfactory receptor activity; odorant binding
Source: RefSeq, a predicted model, not a curated record
AUGACUAAUACAUCUAAAAUCGUUCUUUUUUCACUGUCUGGCUUCAGCACCACUGCCAACUACAAGAUCACACUUUUCUCUCUCACUUUACUUUGUUAUUGUCUAAUUGUGGUGGUAAACGUGUCUCUCAUUUUAACUAUAAUAUUGGAUCAAAACUUACAUGAACCCAUGUAUGUUUUUAUAUGUUCUUUGUGCAUCAAUGGACUUUAUGGGUCUAUAGGCUUUUAUCCUAAAUUUGUCUUUGAUCUUCUGUCAAAAAUCCAAGUAAUAUCAUAUGAAGGAUGCCUUUUGCAAGCGUUUGUUAUAUACUCCAAUGCAUUAAUUGACUACUCUAUUCUAGUUCUCAUGGCUUAUGACAGAUAUGUGGCUAUAUGUCGACCCCUGGAGUAUCACUCUGUAAUGUCUGUGAGAAGGAUUGCAGUUUUAAUUGUUUUGUCCUGGCUUGUACCCUUGUGCUGUGAAGCCAUGGUUAUAACUUUGACAUCUACACUGAAAUUAUGUGGCUCCAAAAUAGAUAAACUUUACUGUGACAAUUGGUCAAUUGUUAAACUUGCCUGUGGCUCAACGAGAGCAAACAACAUUGUCGGAUUGAUUAUUAUUGCUUUCUAUUGUGUGCAUUUCCUCUUCAUUUUGUGGUCUUAUGUGCGGUUGAUAAGAUCAGCUUUAAAAUCCAGAGAGGGCAAGAGAAAGUUUACACAGACAUGUUUGCCACAUUUGUUUUGUUUGCUUAAUGUUUCUGUUGCUUUGCUGUUUGAUGCUAUGUACUCUAGGUAUGGAUCAGCAUCUUUGCCACAGAGUGUAAAGAACUUCAUGGGCAUACAAUUUCUCAUAAUUCCACCAAUUUUAAACCCUAUUAUUUAUGGACUGAUCCUAACUAAAAUACGAAACAAAAUAAUAUAUUUGUGUGUGAUGACAGGUCAAAGAUUUAAAUUGAGAGUCAAGGUUUGA